GAAGUACAGACAUGAAUACCCCUGUGACGUCACCAGUUACACCAAACAUCACAGCUCGUUACCUCCGUAUAAACCCACAGAUCUGGCAGUGGUUCAUCACUCUCAGGUUUGAUGUCAGCGGUUGUCAGGUUACAGAACACACCGGUGGACGUGCUCGAUUCGAACGGAAAUCUGUCACGCUUACCGAGGAUAUGGUGUCGAUGCACACAGUGAUCCCCUCAAUGUCAGCAGCCGGAUCCGUACUGGACUGUGCCUUGGCAUGUCAUAGCCAGAGUACAUGCAUGUCAUUCACCUACCAAAUCACCAAUGGGGUACAGUGGUGUACUGGUUAUAGCGCCUGGAUUGUCGUACCUGGACCAAUCUCUUUAAACAUGCAUGCAUUCGUCAAUCAAGAUGUUCUGGACAAGUAUGGCUACAAAGAAGAUGAAGAAGCUGCCAUCUUGUACAAUAUCAUUGAAGUGAGAAAAAACCAAGAAAGCGCAUCGGCAACCUGUACUACAAUGUACACACGUUUAAUCAAAGUCAACACGACAUCUAUGAUGGAAAGAAUCAACAAUAUUGUCGCCGGAUAUUUUGUCCUGAAACACGAUUUCCGAUUCUACGUCUCCGGAGUCUACAGGUCUUCAGUUUGGAGUUACAGUGGAGAAGCAGAUGUAAUUAACAGUAACCUCUGGUCUACAGGCAACCCAGAUCAAGGUCAAGGUCACUGUGUUAUGUUGACACAGACAGGAUUAUCCAGCGUGGAUUGUCAGCAACAGCUCUUCUCCAUAUGUGGGAACUAACUUGUGGAAGAAUAGUGGAUAUGAGUGUCUGGUAAUAGUACCUAGAACUUUUUCAGGAUCAUUAUGUAGAAGAUGGCAUACGUCACCUGCAGAAUGUUGUUUACUGAUUUAGACUUUCGUUGUUAUUUAUAAUUUGUAUAAAAUAUACAAACUAAGUCUUUAAAUGAGACUUAAAGUGGCGCGAAUCAACUGUCUGUGACGUGACAUGUUACACAAGAGGCCACCGAAGGGAUAUGUGAACAGAGUUAUAUGUCAAAUAAAAAUCCGUAAUUAAAUUAUUGAAUUAAUAGAUGCAUACACCGGUUUUUGUUUUCCCAUGAUAAUUAAGUAAUUAAUAAUAUACAUUGACAGGAAUAUUGUUUUUCAGCUUCAUGCUGGUUACCAACUGGUUAAGAAUGUUCCUAUCAAUGCGUAAAUCUACAAAUAUUGUAUCCAUCAGAACGAUUUUUAAUCGUAUCCACAGUUGACAUUAUUUUCGAUUUGGCUGUUUUGUGAGAAUAAUUGGAAAUCAGAAAGUAAAAGAGGCUGGCAAGUAAGUAAUUAUCCUACAAUCAAACGAAUGUUUGUCUACUUGCGACGGCGCAAAAAUGACGCCGACUGUAUACUGUAACAAAGUCGAAAAAGUGUCUAAUUGGUAGCACUUGAUGGGAUAUUUAUUAUGGUUAUUUUCACACUGUUGUGCCCUACCAACCUUAAUUAUAUUAGUGUUAUAGUAUUUUUGAGCAGCCUGGAUAAAUUGUGUGAAUUCUCUAUGUUAUAAAGUUAAAAGUGGUUUGUAAAGAUGAAAGUUAUUGUAUAAAUGCUGGAAUAUGGCUGGUCAUAUAGGCCUAGGUUGUAGAGUUAAAAGUUGUUUCUACAGGAACUAGUUUGUCAACUCAGUGUUGCUUUUCAGCUGUUUGUAAGAUCAGCUGAUUGUGUCCGGGAGCAUUUUGGUUUCUUAUUGUAAAUAACGUUUACUACAAUCAGGGAGUGUUGAAAAUAAUGAAAAUUAUGUUCGAGUGAUACGUUGACAAAGUUUCAGCUCGAUCGGAGCUUGUUAAAUAUUUUUCUAGUAUUUUUGUGUAUUCCUAGUGGUGUUGACCUAAAUAUAGGGUCGCCGCCAUCUUUGUUUACAUUCACAACACAAAGCCAAAGAGGUAUCUGAUAUCCGAACAAGUGUAAGUUUAUAGGCAUGGUUUUUGAGCCAAGUCAUAUUAAGUUAGUUUAAAUACCUGGUCAGAAACCUUAUUGAUCCAUACUCUCAUUGGUAAACGGGCUAAUCUCGCUAUAUUGAGCGAUUGUUUGUGCAGCGUUCAUCUGCUUCCCUCGAGCAACUGUUGUAAAUGGCGGAACAGUGAACAUACGACAAACUCAGUUAUUUCACGAAUUCGACAUUCUUGAAAGCUAAAUUAUAGUUAGAAAAUGUUUGUAUGCAUUGUUAUGAUAAACUUCAUAAUGUUUCUGACUUGGAUAUUUUCCCAGUAUUUUAUUACGAACUUAUUGGGUAGAACUAUAUGUGUUGGCGUAAGCGCACUAUUUGCAUAUUAUUGCCGGUUGGGAUAGUAUGGGGGAUACGACGGUGAUUUGGUUGGGGAUGUUUUUGGGGAGUUUUGGAGAUACGGUUGAGGACGCGACCACUCCUUUUAUGGUAAUUAGGGGCGGGGCGAAGAUGCCUGGGGAUGCGAUUUCAUUCCUUAUAAGGUAAAAGGGGCGGGAUUGAGGAUACGCCGAAAAAGUAUAAAAGGCCGGAUUCAGCGGCGAAUCCUCAGUUGGGCAGACGACCUAGACCGGGUUUUUAGUGUAGUUUUCCGAUAUCCGCCGUGGUCAG
Pecten maximus is the source of this 2589-nucleotide messenger RNA. RefSeq lists its product as uncharacterized. NCBI's taxonomy places the organism in Eukaryota, Metazoa, Mollusca, Bivalvia, Pectinida, Pectinidae. The coding region runs from base 12 to 782 and encodes 256 amino acids. The record is from RefSeq and is a predicted model, not a curated record. The transcript has 4 exons.